Nylanderia fulva is the source of this 1852-nucleotide messenger RNA. It is a transcript of the gene prel, whose product is annotated as preli-like. The record is from RefSeq and is a predicted model, not a curated record. Lineage: Eukaryota; Metazoa; Arthropoda; Insecta; Hymenoptera; Formicidae. Gene Ontology annotation, cellular component: mitochondrial intermembrane space.
UUUUCAAUGUCGAAAGUAACGCGAUUGUGAUACACAAAUCUAGCUAGAUGUUCGAUGCUCGCGAGUGCGUAAUCACAAUUGCCGCGAGCAUUCCAGCCAUUUUCGGUGCCGAGUGUGCGUAUGUAUGUUGUGUGUACAACAUACGUCUUCGUAAUCUACAUCAUGUUCAACAUGCAGUUAAUUUAUUGCGGACUCUGAUCCGAUUGUAAUAUAUAUUUGGGACAUAAUCUCCCCUAUCGAUCUCAUUGAUAAUCCGGCGAGUUUUCGCUAUUUUUUCCGUUCCUUCAUAGAUUAUUUACAAGACUCGCAAGGUAAAAGAGCGAUUCGAUAAACAAUGGUGAAAUAUUACGAAAACAUCACGAUCUUUCAUUUCGAUUGGACUCAAGUCGUUCGAGGAUUCUUUCAAAGAUAUCCGAAUCCUCACAGCUCGCACGUCCUCACAGAGGAUACAAUCUCCAGGGAAGUUAGAAAUGGAAAGCUUUACUCCAAACGAUUAUUGACAAAGACCAACAGGGUACCCAAAUGGGGGGAAAGAUUUAUCAGUAAAAAUGUUGUUAAAAUUGUAGAGGAGAGCAUUGUUGAUCCAGAAGAAAAAACUUUCACUACCUAUACAAGAAAUUUAGGAUACACCAAAGUAAUGAGCAUUGUUGAAAAAGUAGUUUACGAGACCUCAGAUGAAAAUCCAGAAUGGACAGUUGCAAAAAGAUCAGCAUGGAUAGACAGUCAAGUGUUUGGUUUCAGCAGGGCAAUUCAAGCAUUUGGAUUGGAUCGAUUUAAGAAAAAUUGUGCUAAAAUGUCGGAAGGCUUUAAUUAUGUUCUUGCAAACAUGUUUCCUCAUUCAGCACAAUUUAUAAAUCCCAAUCUUUCUCAGACAAGUUUUUCAAUGCAAGCUGGCCACAGCACCAUGGACGAUAGUGUUACAACAAAACCAAGUCUCGCGGAAGAUUUACAGCAUUCUCUACAGGGUAAAGCAGAGAAGGUGAAAGAUGCUGCUAAGAAAGCUACAGAUUUAGCAAAACAAAAGGCAAGACCAAUAUAUGCAGCUUGUCAACCAAACCAGUCAUAAAUCUAUGAACAUACUUUGCGAAAUACAAUCGCCAUUGAUAAAUGUAAAUAAUAAUUCUAUCACUUAGCGAUAGAAACAUUCGCUAAUAAUACUAUAUUAUUGUGAUGUACCUUAGACGAAACGAUGAUACAUAUAUGCUAAAGACUAGCUCGAGAAUGCAAUAAUUGUAUAUUACUCAAAUAUGAUUUGGAUGACAAUUAAGGUAAAAAAUUAGAAAAUUGGUAUUGAGCAAGUGAAGAUUUAAAAUUUAUAUGAUUCUCUAAACUUGAUAACACAAGAUUUCAGAGUCAUAGCUGUUAUAUAUGUAAAAUUUGAAAAAGAUUUUCAGAUCUGUUUACAUUUUAUCAUUCCUUUUAACUGCCAAAUCGUUGAUAGUGCUAUCAGAUGUGAUAUACAUGUAUGUUUAAACAUGCGUUAAAUUAUAUGAUACUUUUUUUUACACACAAAAGGCUAUUUUUUUAUUUAAUUUGCGAACAAUGUGUUUCGUUGGGUCAAAUAUUAAAUAAAAAAGCAUUUCAAGAUGUUAAAUCUAUAUAUAUGUAUGUAUGUAUAGCGUUUAUUUGUGUGCAUCCAUGCAUAUCUGUACAAGUUUGCAGUUGUAUAAAGCAGAGCAUUUUGUAUUAAUAGUUAUAAUAUAUCAAUAGAAGCAAUUACAUUCAAAGUUAGUUUUAUAUACUCUUUGUUUUAUUAAUAUAUAUUUUUUAAUCUUUUAGGUGUAUGAGUAUGCGCGCGUUAAUGCAGAAUUAGUGUAUUGAUAAUGAAAUUAAAAGACUUGAUUCCCAUUUA